Penaeus monodon (black tiger shrimp) is the source of this 1449-nucleotide messenger RNA. Its product is annotated as leukocyte elastase inhibitor-like. NCBI's taxonomy places the organism in Eukaryota, Metazoa, Arthropoda, Malacostraca, Decapoda, Penaeidae. Gene Ontology annotation, molecular function: serine-type endopeptidase inhibitor activity. The record is from RefSeq and is a predicted model, not a curated record.
ACUUCGGCUUCGAGCUCUACAGGCAGCUGGCGCCCCCGCAGUCCCCCGAGAACUUCUUCUUCUCGCCCUACAGCAUCUGGACGGCCUUCACCCUCGUCUACUUCGGCACCGGAGGGGAGACGGCGGCGCAGCUCCAGAGGGCCUUGAGGGUCGGCGACCAAGCAACCACGCUCGGGCUUUGGCGGGAGCUGGAGGCCAAGUACCAACAGCGCCAGGCUAACAACAAGGCGUACACGUUCACCGUCGCCAAUCGAGCGUUUAUUCACAACAACCUUCCCAUCCGACCAUGCAUCUCCAAUUUGCUGAAGACAGAAGUGGAAAGAGUAAACUUCCUUGAUACCCUGCCUCUGGUCGCCCACAUCAACAACUUCGCCUCCGCCUCAACCAAGGGCAGGAUCACCGAGAUUGUGUCUGCGGACGACUUGGUAGACGCCCUUAUGGUGCUUAUCAACGCUGCCUACUUCAAGGGCACGUGGCAGUACUUCUUCGACGCUGCGGCCACCACACCUAGGGAGUUCUACGUUACACCCGGCGACUCCGUCAUGACCCCUAUGAUGAAACAGGCCACGUCCCUUAGAUAUGGUGAGUUCGACCACAUCGCCGCAAGGGUCCUGGAACUGCCCUACGCCGGUGGUGCCAUGUCCAUGUUCCUUUUGCUUCCCAUGGGCGAGGGGACUCAAGGCUUCGCUAGCAUGGUAACAAAGCUGAACGAAAACAAUUUGCAAGCCGUGACCCUCGGGAAUAACUUGGUCAAGAAGGAUGUCGACCUUCUUUUGCCGAGAUUCAGGCUUGAGCAAACAGUUUCCAAGACUCUAAUCCCGGCUCUUCAGAACAUGGGGAUCAUCGAUAUCUUUGACAGCAGGAAAGUGGACUUAACAGGUUUUGGACCUCUGCGAAACAUCACCGUCGACAAAGCCAUACACAAGGCCUUUGUGGAGGUGAACGAAGAAGGCACAGAGGCUGCUGCGGUAACGGCGGCCAUCCUAGUGUUCAAGUCGGCGUCGAGCAGUCGAGACGACCUGCCCAUCCAAUUCCACUGUAACCGCCCUUUCGUCUUCCUCAUCCAGGACAACGAUACCCAAAACAUUCUCUUCAUGGGAGCCUUUAAGAACCCGCGAGGAAGGGCUCAGUGAGGGAGAGAUCCUUUGAGCGGCAACAGGCUGGUUAAGAAGUAGAUGCUGCUCAAGCGAAGCGAAGUUUGGAAAGAAAUGGGAAGAGGAGAAGGAUCAUUAUAGACGAAAACGGAGCCGGUGCUUAGCCUGGCAUGCACAUUAUCUCGUCGGAAGAUUAUUUAGUGUCUCAUUUUGUACCAUUUUAGCCUUCGUAGUUUUAUCAGUUUUCACUUUUCAUUUAUUUGUUUCCUCUUAUUUCUCAGGGCUUGUCUCUGUCUCGUAUUUAUUGUAUUUUUGUUGUAUUGCAAAAUAUUGUUAAUAAAAAAUUAUCACAGAA